UUUUCGUCAUCUGUCAAUCGAAAAGUCACUUGAACUUGACAGAAGCAAAAUAUUUAGCAAUUUCUAAGUAAUUAAAUAGCAAUAAAGUGAACUGUUCAUCUACGAUAUAUUCUCAACCAUUAGUCAUUGCUCUAUUAGUCAAUGUUUUUAUAUGCUAAACACGUUUGAGAUCAAGAACUUCAAGAAGUGUUUAUAAUGAAUUUUUUUAAAAAGGCUCCCACUGUUAAAGAACAACAGCGUCAAAAUGAUCGGGAACUCCGCAAGGCAACCAGAGAUUUGGAGCGGGAUAAGCUAGCUUUAGAGAGGGAAGAAAAGAAAUUGGAAAUGGAGAUUAAAAAAAUGGCAAAGGAUGGAGACAAUGAGGGUUGUAAAAUACUUGCUAAACAAUUAGUUCAAUUAAGAAAACAGAAAACGAGAAUAUAUACUGCGAACAGUAAGAUUUCGAGUGUUCAAAUCCAUAAUAAGGCAAUGGGUGCUAAUGUAGCAAUUGCUGGAGCAAUGGGCACUACAGCAAAGACUAUGGGUAGUAUCAAUAAGGUUAUGAAUCCACAUCAAAUAGCAAAGGAUAUGGAAGCAUUCAAACAUGCCAGUGCUAAAAUGGAGAUGACAGAUGACAUGAUAUCAGACACAUUGGACGACAUAAUGACAGAAUCUGGUGAUGAAGAAGAAACUGAGGGUAUUGUAAACAAAGUACUUGAUGAAAUAGGCAUUGAAAUUAGUGGAAAGGUUGCUAACGCGCCUUCAGUAUCUCGAAACAAAGUCGGAGAAUCUACAAGCGAUAUUGAUAAAGAACUAAUGGCUCAGUUAACCAAGCUAAAGUCAUAGGGUUUAAUAUUCAAUUAUUAUUUUCAAAUAUAUGGUAUGAUACUCUUGAGCCUGAAAAUAUUAAUUGUCACCCAUUGAUAGUAGUUUAUUUUAAUAUUUAAAGGGUAUGAAAUUUGAGAUAAUGUGUUAGUGGUUUUAUAUAAUAAUGGUGCAAACAGCCUGUUGCGUAGGUAAUGCAGAAUUACACCGACAGACAACUAAGGUACACAGCAAAAAUAG
Molecule: messenger RNA, 1044 nt
Organism: Melitaea cinxia (Glanville fritillary)
Lineage: Eukaryota; Metazoa; Arthropoda; Insecta; Lepidoptera; Nymphalidae
Gene: CHMP2B
Product: charged multivesicular body protein 2b-B
Exons: 6
Coding region: 196-825 (209 amino acids)
Biological process (GO): endosome transport via multivesicular body sorting pathway; protein transport; late endosome to vacuole transport
Cellular component (GO): multivesicular body; ESCRT III complex
Source: RefSeq, a predicted model, not a curated record